Molecule: messenger RNA, 1238 nt
Organism: Drosophila innubila
Lineage: Eukaryota; Metazoa; Arthropoda; Insecta; Diptera; Drosophilidae
Gene: Rcd-1
Product: CCR4-NOT transcription complex subunit 9
Exons: 4
Coding region: 267-1184 (305 amino acids)
Biological process (GO): mRNA catabolic process; negative regulation of translation
Cellular component (GO): CCR4-NOT complex; CCR4-NOT core complex; P-body
Source: RefSeq, a predicted model, not a curated record
CACGGCUAGAGCCGACAUCUUAUUUUUCGUUCGGCAUUUUGAUUGUCUAAUUUCUACGAUAUUUCGCCGUUUAACGCCCCAGCAAAGCAAAUUACUAGGAAUUUUGGAUAAUUGCAAGGUAUUAUUGUACACGUUGCGCAGGCGUAAGUUGUACAUUUGCUGCGCGCUGAAAAGUUCACGCAAAUCAAAAGUGGGCAGCUAAACUUUUACGGUACAUUGCAAAGCUUUAAACUUUGUUGUUGUUGUAUGUUUACAAGCAAUAAGAGAUGAGUGCACAGCCAAGUCCCUGCAUGAAUCCCCAACAACAACAACAGCAGCCGAGCGAGCAGGAGAAGGUUUAUCAAUGGAUAAAUGAGCUCGCUCAUCCGGAUACACGAGAGACAGCUUUGCUGGAACUGAGCAAGAAACGUGAAACGGAUUUGGCGCCAAUGCUGUGGAACAGCUUUGGCACAGCAUGUGCCUUGCUGCAGGAGAUUGUCAACAUAUAUCCAUCGAUAAUGCCGCCCACACUGACGGCACAUCAAUCGAAUCGCGUUUGCAACGCAUUGGCGCUGCUGCAGUGCGUCGCAUCGCAUCCGGAGACACGUACCGCCUUCUUGCAAGCACAGAUUCCACUGUAUUUAUAUCCAUUCUUAUCAACCAUAUCGAAAACACGACCAUUCGAAUAUCUACGCUUGACCAGUUUGGGCGUUAUUGGUGCUUUGGUCAAGACCGAUGAACAGGAAGUAAUUACAUUUCUGCUCACCACGGAAAUUGUGCCACUUUGCCUCACCAUUAUGGACAGUGGAUCGGAGCUGAGCAAAACUGUUGCCACCUUUAUCAUACAAAAGAUAUUGCUCGAUGAAUCGGGUUUGUCAUACAUUUGUCAAACGUACGAGCGUUUCUCCCAUGUUGCCAUCACACUGGGCAAAAUGGUCAUUCAGCUGGCAAAGGAUCCCUGUGCGCGCCUCUUGAAACAUGUUGUACGUUGUUAUCUGCGCCUCUCUGACAACACACGUGCUCGCAAAGCACUCGGACAGUGCCUGCCAGAUCAAUUGCGUGAUGGCACAUUCACACAGUGCCUGCAAGAUGACAAAUCCACAAAGCAAUGGCUACAAAUGCUAAUCAAAAAUUUGGAAUUGGGCGCCACACAGCAACCGGGCGCUGAUCCCCGCCAGAUUGGUAUGUCCCCGUUGGGCUCCUAGACGUACAAUAACCCACCAAAAGAAAAAAAACUAAAAAGAAAAAUCGGAAAAAAU